UGUGUAUUAUUCAUGGGUGAUAGAUUGGAGGUGGUGGUACAUCAUGGGGGGUGGUUUGAAGAGUUUGAUCACAAUGGGUAUGUUGGAGCAGAUGUAAGUUGGUUUGUUGAUGAAGAUUAUUUUUCGUAUUUUGAGUUUGUUGGAGAGAUUAAGAAGAAAUUGAAAUACCCAAGUAUAGACACAAUGUGGUUUUAUGACCCACAAGAUGUAAAUGAGUUGGUUUUGUUGGAGGAUGAUAUGGAUGCAAAUAGAAUGAAAAAUAUAGCACGAAUGGAUGGAAGAGUCCACCUGUAUCUUAUGCAUCCAAUGGCUGAGCCUGAAUUCAUUGAAGCGAUUGAAUAUGGGUCUAUUGAGGGGGUAAAUGAAAAUGGGCCUGCAGAGGGAGUAAAUGAAAAUGGGCCUGCAGAGGGAGUAAAUGAAAAUGGGCCUGCUGAGGGAGUAAAUGAAUAUGGUCCAACUGAUGACUUAAAUGAUAAUGGGCCAAGUGAGGGAGUCAAUGAAACUGGCCCAACUGGCCCAACUGGCCCUACCGAGGGAGAUAAGGUUGGCCCUACUGCUGAAAAAGGGAAAGGUGUGAGAAUUGAUGAUGAUGUUAUUGAUGAUUUAUUAAAUGAAGUUGAGUAUGAUGAAGACAGUGAAGAUAGUGCCCUGGGAAUACACUUUGAUGAUUCAGAAGAAGAUUGUUUGCUUGAAGAUAACUUUGAGACUGUUGCGGAUGAGACUGUUGUGGAUGAGACUGUUGUGGAUGAAAAUGUUGUUGAUGAACCUGUGACCAAGGGAAAGGGAAAGAAAGGUAAGAAAGUGAGGCAAGAGUGUAAUGUUAGCAAACCAACAAGCAAGAAGGGAAGACCAAAAAAGAAGAAUAAUAACUCCAAUAUUUAUACUGUUGUUCAAGGUGCACAACAAACUGCACAAGGUGAUGAGUUAUUUGAAGAAGAUGUUGGGAAUAUUGACAAGAGUAAAUAUAAAGCCUUUGUUGGAGGAUUGAGUGAUAUUGAGGAUUAUAAUAGUGAGGAGCUAGAUAGUGGAAGUGACAGUGACAUUGAGAAUGAAGUUGAGGAUAGUGAGGAUGAAGAUGAGCAUGACACAGAAUGGCCUAGUAAUUACAAAUUGCCAACCUUUAAGAUGCCAUCAUCAAUGAGAGAUUAUAAGUGGGAGUCGGGAAUGUACUUUGCUUGUAAACAAGAGUUUCAAGAAGCAAUAAGAUGUUAUGCAAUCCAGUCUCAAAGAGCUAUUAAAUAUAAGAAGAAUGACAAGAAGAGGAUAAGGCUGAUUUGUAAAAGUGGUUGUGUAUGGAAUGCUUACUGUUCACAUAUUCCAGGGCAAGAAACUUGGCAAUUGAUGUUUGUUAAAGAUGAGCAUAAGUGUAAUAGGGAACCUAAGGUCAAAAUGCUUAGUGCCAAAUGGUUGGGAAAAAGAUUACAUAAGAAGGUUAAAGAGAAUCCCAAUUUGAAAUUGAUUGAUAUUAUGGAGAAAACACAACAAAAAUGGAAUUUAAAGAUAUCUAAGAGCAAAGCAUCUAAAGCCAGGGGUAUUGCUUUUGAUUUAGUAGAUGGGUCAUUUAGAGAACAAUACACUAGGUUUUAUGACUACUCCCAUGAAUUACUAAGAUCAAACCGUGGUUCAACAGUUAUAGUCACUACUACACCAUUUCAAGGUGAUGAGGCUGACUUGGAACAUCCUGAAAGGCCUUUGUGUCCACAUUUCCAAAGGGCUUACAUUUGUUUCAAGGGAUGUAAGGAAAGUUUUUUAAUCUAUAGGCCAAUAAUUGGUUUAGAUGGGGCAUUUCUUAAAGGAUAUUAUGGUGGUCAGAUACUAGCUGCAAUUGGAAGAGACCCUAAUGAUCAAAUGCUACCCAUUGCAAUUGUUGUGGUUGAGGGUGAAACAAAAGAGACUUGGAAAUGGUUUUUGGAGCUGUUAACCAAUGACUUAGGAGGCACAAGAGCUUGUUCUUUAAUCACUUUCAUAAGUGACCAACAAAAGGGACUACUUCCAGCAAUGGAUGAGUUACUUCCAGGUGUUGCCCACAGAUUUUGUGUGAGACACUUGUACAACAAUUUCAAAAAGAAAUUUCCUGGAAAGAAAUUAAAGGAAUUGAUGUGGAAGGCUGCAAAUGCAACUUAUGUUAAUGCAUGGCAUAGGGAGAUGCAAGAGAUCAAGACUAUAAAUAUUGAGGCAUUCAAGCAUUUAAUCAAAAUACCACCAAGACAUUGGAGCAAAUCAUAUUUCACACCUGAGGCAAAAUAUGACACAUUGGUCAACAACAUGUCUGAAGCUUUCAACUCAGUGAUUGUUGGUGCACGAGCCAAGCCUAUAGUGACAAUGCUUGAAGAAAUUAGAGUGUAUAUGAUGGAGAGAUGGGAAACCAAUAGACAAAAAAUUGGGAGAUAUGUUGAAAGCAUCCUACCAAACAUAAAAAAGAAGCUUGAAAGAGAGACAUCAUUCAGCAACAAUUGGAUGGUCAGGCCUGCUGGUUAUGAAUUGUUUGAAGUUAGGCACAUUUCAGCUAGUGGUGACCAUGAAGAGAGCUUUUCAUGGAAUUGUUUGUGGUAAUUGUAAAAGACCUGGUCACAACAAACAAACUUGCAAACAACCACCACCACCACCACCACAAGCACCACCUGCCUCAACACAACCUAGUACAUCACAAGCUCCUGCUUCUGCAAGACAACCUACUGCUUCUGCUUCUGCACAACCUUCUACUUCUGCACAACCUCCUGCUUCUGCAAGUCAACCUACUGCUGCUGCUUCUGCAACAAGACAGCCUGCUGCUGCUUCUGCAA
This is a messenger RNA of Trifolium pratense (red clover), 2783 nucleotides long. RefSeq lists its product as uncharacterized. The transcript is spliced from 4 exons. The coding region runs from base 13 to 2553 and encodes 846 amino acids. The record is from RefSeq and is a predicted model, not a curated record. Lineage: Eukaryota; Viridiplantae; Streptophyta; Magnoliopsida; Fabales; Fabaceae.